AUGGCGGACCAUAUGUUGCACAGCGGCUAUCAUCACCCAGUUUUGCGGGAAUGGCAGCAAAACGACUGUAAAUUCAACGCAUCCAACCUGAUGUACCCAAUCUUCAUCACUGAUGAUGCUGAUACUGUAGAACCAAUCACAAGCCUGCCUCUUCAGUCCAGAUUUGGUGUGAACAAGAUAGUAGAACACCUGACUCCCCUGGUCAAGAAAGGUCUGAAGUGUGUUCUCAUCUUUGGGGUUCCUUCCAAGCUGCCCAAGGAUGAUCGAGGCAGCAGUGCAGAUGUACCAGAGACUCCUGCCAUCUUAGCUGUACAGAAGCUAAGAGAAGCCUUCCCAAGUCUACUGGUGGCCUGUGAUGUCUGUCUGUGUCCAUACACCAGUCAUGGGCACUGUGGACAAUUCACUCGUGUUUAG
Molecule: messenger RNA, 414 nt
Organism: Branchiostoma floridae (Florida lancelet)
Lineage: Eukaryota; Metazoa; Chordata; Leptocardii; Amphioxiformes; Branchiostomatidae
Product: delta-aminolevulinic acid dehydratase-like
Exons: 5
Coding region: 1-414 (137 amino acids)
Biological process (GO): heme biosynthetic process
Cellular component (GO): cytosol
Molecular function (GO): porphobilinogen synthase activity; zinc ion binding
Source: RefSeq, a predicted model, not a curated record